Aspergillus tanneri is the source of this 3663-nucleotide messenger RNA. Its product is annotated as putative cellular morphogenesis protein (Rax2). Gene Ontology annotation, biological process: positive regulation of establishment of bipolar cell polarity regulating cell shape. Gene Ontology annotation, cellular component: plasma membrane of growing cell tip. Lineage: Eukaryota; Fungi; Ascomycota; Eurotiomycetes; Eurotiales; Aspergillaceae. The record is from RefSeq and is a predicted model, not a curated record. The coding region runs from base 1 to 3663 and encodes 1220 amino acids. Gene Ontology annotation, molecular function: protein binding. The transcript has 3 exons.
AUGAGGAACCCCUCACUGUUUGGGCCUGCGACGGCUGGCAUCUCGACAGCCAUCUACCUGCUAUCUUCACUGCAAACUGCCCACUGUUUAUCAUUUCAUUCGGUCUCAGAACCCGAUUUGGAUCUUUCACCUCUUGGAAAAGUUGCUCUCGCAGGGAAUUUUGAUGCUGUUUCGAUCUAUUCUUACACCGAGCAAUCCGACACAGCUUCCGUGGGGAAUGGCACCCAGUCUAUUCUUACGCCUCUUCCCAAUGGGAUUCUCACGACGCUCUCCGCUUCGGAUGGCUAUAUUCGGGCAAUGUGCCCAUUUACGCAAAAGGAUGGAACGGACAGGGGUAUUUUUGUUGGCGGGAACUUCACCUUCCUAGGAGGCGUUGAGACGCAGGGUGCGGCGCUGUUUAAUCCCGAGUCAAACAAGGUGACGGCUUUGCCGGGACUUUCUGGAUCAGUAAUGGCGGCGCUGUGUGACAAGGAGACAGAUAGCGUCUACGUUGGUGGAGAUUUUAAGUAUAAGAAUACGUCGAACGCCGUUGCUUGGGUUGGUGAUAAGGGCUGGUCAAGUUUACCCUUUGGCGGAUUCAACGGGCCUGUUUCUUCAAUUGUGAAUGGCGAUGAUGGGCAUGUCAUUUUUGGUGGCUCGUUUGAUAGCGUUGAGAACUCUACGUCAUCGAAGAAGAGCCAACAAGUUGUCAACCUUCAGACCGCCACGAUAACUUCUGAUGCAAUCUCCUCGAGAAGCGGCCUUAAUGACCCCCGGAAUAUCCUAUGUCAGACUAGUGGGGAUGAUGGUGAGGGAAAGACUUGGCUUCUGGCGGACAAUUCUCCCGGUUUCUGGCGGGCAGACAUGCGGUUCGGAUACAACCCAACCAGGAUUCGGCUAUAUAAUACCCAUCUGGAGGGGAGAGGCACAAAAGCAUUCUUAUUGCGAGCUCUUCCAGACAAUGGGAUCAUGAAUCUCACUUACAGCGAGCCGGGUUCUCCUGAUAAGAAGUACUGUGAUUCAUCAUGUCCACUUUCUAGCAACCCGAGCGAGAAAUAUCGUGAAUUCGAUUUUGUGAAUGGCGUUGGAAUGCGUGGCUUCCAGCUGGAGAUUCAGGACUGGUAUGGUAGUGGUGCUGGCCUGAAUGGGAUACAAGUCUUCCAAGACGAUAUCUUCGCUUAUGCCGUGAGCGACUUCAACGAGCCGACAUGUGGGGAUAUCAAACAUGCAUCCCGGUCGUCUCAGAAGGGCUCUUGGACUGUCACUAAAUCCGAUCUGGGUCAGUCAGACUAUUUGACGGCGGAGAUAACCGACUCUUCAGCCAGCAGCACCUCUGUGGUGUUUGAACCCGAUGUCAAGCAAUCAGGAAACUAUUCGAUCCUUAUCUACACUCCCGGGUGUAUCCAGGAUGGUACAUGCGCUUCUCGUGGCAUAGUGAGUGUUACAGCUACCGUCACUACUCACACUAAGAACGCGGAGCCAAUCGAAAAACAAAUCUACCAGACUAACUACUAUGAUAAGUACGACACAAUUUACACCGGUCGUGUGGAUGCUAGCGACGGCUCGUUUCGCCCCAGUGUAACUUUGACCCCCAAGGCUGGUCAGGGGGACAUCAAGGUUGUUGCGUCUCGUGUUAGGUUUAACUUGGCUCAUGCCUCUGGUGCCUCUGGUGCCUCUGAUGACCUGAGCGGGGAACUGAAUGGCCUAUAUGACUUUAACUCCAAGUCCACAGACAUGAAUCCCAAAUUCACCGAUUCUGCCAUAAACAGAGCAGGUCUCACGUUGGACCAGGACGCCAUAAUAAAGAGCUUAGCGAGCCACGACAGUAUUAUCUACGCGGGUGGAAACUUCUCAAGUUCGGGCAUCAGGAACAUCAUGCUCUUCGAGAAGGGUAAAAAUGCUACUUCAAUGACACAAGGUGGUUUGAAUUCAGAGGUGACUUCGAUGGCUGUGCUCGAUAAAUUUCUUUAUAUUGGAGGAAAUUUCACCGAUACAUUCGAUAGUAGUAACGAUCGUCUCAAACACGUUGCUGCAUACUCUUUUGAUUCUAAAUCUUGGUCGGCCUUGGGCGGAGGUGUCAAUGGCCCCGUUUCUCAAGUUAUUCCCAUCAGCCUCAAUGUUUCAGCUGAUAUCAAUGAAACUACCAUAGGAGUGAGUGGGGAUUUCGACAAGCUACUUUCCUUCGGCAAGCAACCGUCCACGAAUGUUGCUGGAUUUGCUAUCUGGGUACCGUCGCGCAAGAAUUGGCUGCAGAAUCUCGAUGUACGCCAAAUGGAAUUCACUGGGCAAUUAUCAUCUUUCACCAAGGUGGGCAACACCAGUAUCCUUACUGGUAACCUUUCCGCAGCGGGUAUUGCCGCAGCGGGUGCUGUGUCUCUCCUUUAUGAACAUGGAUUGAACCUGAAUCCUCUGUUGUCAAGCAGUAAUUCAAGCGGCGGAACUUACACUGGCAUUUACGACUCGAGUUCUGGCCGCAACCUUACUAUUUUGGGAGGCAGCUUUACUACUGCCUCUACGAAUGGUUCCAAAAUCGAAAACCUUGCGAUGCUUGAUGGCAGCAAUGGUGCCAUACGUGGUUUGGGAGCGGGUGUUGAUAGCAACUCCACAUUCUUGGCCCUGGCUGUUUCUGGCGACCGGCUCUACGCUGGAGGCAACAUCACCGGAAAAGUGGGCGAUUCUAGCUUGAAAGGCCUUGUUGUCUACGAUCUUGAGAAUGGGACAUUUGCCCAAACGCAGCCACCGCAAUUCACUCCAAGUACUGUCGCUGUCAACACCAUCGUUCCUCGCCCGGGCUCUUCUGAAAUCUAUUUCGGGGGGAAGUUUGAAAAAGCAGGCGCUCUUCCGUGCCCAGGGGUUUGUUAUUGGGAUGCGUCAGAAGAGAGGUGGAACAGGCCUGGAGCAGCCCUUUAUGGAGAGGUUUUGGCGCUCGAGUGGCUCAAUGGUCACAAAAUGCUGGCAGUUGGCAACCUGACAGUCAAUGGAAACAGCACCGUUUUAGCAACGUACGACACGAAGAGCCAAGAUUGGACCGCUUUCAAGGGGGCUUCUCCGUCUGAUAUCCCGGGAACCGUGACUGCCUUUACUCCGGCCAGUAGGGAUGUGUCGACAUUCUGGCUCGCAGGUAAAUCCACGAAUGAUUCGAGUUUCCUUGCCAAUUACGAUGGAUCAAAAUUCCUGUUUGCUGGAGAUAUAUUUGGGGAUGGAACGGCCAUUCAUGGCCUAGAGGUCCUUCCACUGUCCAAAAAACACCAAGAUGUCAGUCUUUUGAACAAAGACCUGAUCCUUGUGGUUACCGGCCAACUGGUGAUACCGGACUUCGGUAACGCGUCAGCGGCACUUUUUAACGGGACCACAUUGACUCCUUUCAUCCUCACCAGCGGACCCGAUGGCCAGCCGGGCAUUAUAUCUCACUUAUUUUAUGAAAAGACUAAUCCGUACACCGGCGAAGGAAAACAUCGCUCCAACGGCAUUGUCGUCCUGAUAUCUUUCUGCCUUGCCCUUGGCUGUGUCUUUCUAAUUGUUAUUGCCGGGGUUAUAUUCAAUAAAAUCCAACGCCGCCGCCAGGGCUACAUGCAGGCCCCGCAAACAUAUGGAACCGAUCGGCCGACGGACAUGCAACGGUUGCCUCCCGAGUACCUGUUUAAUACAUUAGGACAACGCAAUCCGGGUACUCCGGCGAUAUGA